This is a messenger RNA of Drosophila grimshawi, 1890 nucleotides long. RefSeq lists its product as uncharacterized. The record is from RefSeq and is a predicted model, not a curated record. The transcript is spliced from 5 exons. Bases 44 to 1783 code for a protein of 579 amino acids. NCBI's taxonomy places the organism in Eukaryota, Metazoa, Arthropoda, Insecta, Diptera, Drosophilidae.
UUUUUCUACGCUGCUAAAAUAUACAUUUUUCAAGCAACUCAAUAUGAGAUCAUUGUUGCUGCUCGCCCUCUGCCUGGGUGUGGUCUGUGCAGAUUUCCAGGACAGACUCAAACGGGACGAUUUCCACAGUCGCCAUUACAAUGCGCAUCAGCAGGCAAUUGAAACGGCUCGCAGAAAGGCCUACGGCUCCAGUGGCUACAGUUCUGGCGGAUCGGGCGGACUUGGAGUUGGUGGCAGUGCGGAUCUCUCGCUUGGCGGCGGUGCUUCAUUGGGCAACUUGGAGAGCUCCUACGAUUCGGUGGGUGCCGUUGAGGGUGCCGACAGCAGCUCGAGCAGCGGUUCCGGCUAUGGUUCCAAUAGUGGCUCUUCUUUCGGUGCCAAUAAUGCAGCUGGCUUCGGUGCCAGUAAUUCAGCUGGCUUCGGUGCCAGUAAUUCUGCUGGUUUCGGUGCCAGUAAUUCAGCUGGUUUCGGUGCCAAUAGUGGCUCUUCUUACGGUGCCAGCAGUGGCUCUUCUUUCGGAGCGAACAGUGCCUUCUCCUCGAACUCGGCAUUCCAGACCAGCGCCAACUACAACAGUGCACAAAGUGCUGGCAGCAAUGUGCAGUUUGCUGAUGCAAGCAAUGCUGGCACUGAGGUCAACUUUGGUGGUGCAGGAUCAAGCACUUCCGAGUCGCUGCACGCUAGCAAUCUGCAGGCACCUUUGGCUUUAACCGCACCAGUUAGCACCGGUGGCAAUGUGGAGUACAUGCAUCACGAGCGCGUUGUGUCCAGUGCGCCACAGCAGGUGGUUUAUACAGUGCCCGGUGGCGCCCAGAGAUACGUGCAGCAUGUGGAGCGCGUUGUCGAGCAGCAGCCCACGGUUCAGUAUGUGCCAGUUCCUCAGCCCGCGUCCACUUCGGAGCAUUAUUAUCAGCGCAAGGUGACAACUACUGCCUCGGCACCACAGAUUAUUCAGCAGCCCGCUUCUAGGUACACCUCAAACACUGGCUCCGCUUUUGGCACCAACUCCGCCUUCAAGGUCAACCAGAAUGUCGGCUUCGGCAGCAACUUUGGACACCAAGCCCAGCUAUCCGCUGGUCAAACGAGCGGCGUUCACUUUGGCGCCGGUAGCUCCCAGUUGAAUCAGCUGAUCAACCAGGCUCAUCAGACAGCAAGGCAGCAGGCAGCCUCUGGCAACUCAUAUAGCGGCGGUGCUGGUCUGGCCUCCUCCAAUCAGAUGCAGAUGGGCGGCUCCAGUGGCUUCAACUCCAACUAUGGUUACAAUGCGGGCAGCUCCAUGAACUCCGCCAGCUCCCUUAACUCUGCCAGUUCCCUGAACGCUGCCAGUUCAAUGAAUGCAGGCAACAGUGCCUCCCUCACGAGUGGUUCGCUGUUGGGCGGUUCCCUGUUGGGUAGCUCCCAGUUGGGCGGUUCUCUGUUGGGUGGCCAGUACCGUGGCUCCCUGCUGGGCGGCUCCUCGAGCAACAGCCAGAUGAAUGCACAGAAUAACUUUGGUCUAUCGACGGGUUUCUCAAGUGGACAGCAAUUGGCGGGCUCUGGCAACUUUGGUGCUGGCGCAGGCCUUGGUGGCAAUAGUGGCUACCAGACCAAGCAAUGGGAGAAGCAAUCCAAGUGGUCUUCCCAGUCUGAGUACGAUUCGGAUGGACAUGUGAAGAACUACAAGGAUCUGGCCACUGGCGAGAGCGAGAGCCAGAAUGUGAAUGGCAAGCAGGUUGGCUACAAUGCAGCCACCGCCUCUGUCGAUGACAAUGGCAAGGUCAGCACUUACAGUGUCCACUCUUAAGAUACCCCUCACCAAAAGCUGUAACUGUAGUAGUAACGAAUUUCACACCUACCUCGUAGUAGGUUAACAAGAUGUCAACAAUAAAAUAAAAUAAAUUUCAAAAAUAA